AUGUGCAGCUCGGGGAGACUCGGAUUUCUGUCCAUGGACAACACGGAAGGAUGGUGCAUUUACGAUGACAUGCUGGUGGAGCCUUUCAUGGCCCGUGGCUGGUCCGUGACGCCACGCAUCCCGUGGCGACAGUUUCGUGAGCACGAUUGGUCUCAGUACGACAUCGUGGUGGUGCGUAGUACUUGGGACUACCAAGAUGACCUGACGCUCUUCCAUGCCGCGCUGGAUCACAUUGCGUCGAAGUGCACUGUGGAGAACUGUGUCGCUCUGAUGAAGAUUUUGCCAACUGCCUUCGUUGUACCUGGCGAUGUCCGUCCCUCAGUGGCAGUCGCAAAUUCCCUCGAGUCCUUCGAGGAGGUGGUCAUCAAGCCGGCAGUGGGUGCCAGCAGCUUCGACACCUUCCGGAUCAAACGUGGGGAGCUCCAGGCGCCCUACAGCUUUGUGGAAGAUCCGACGGUGGUAGAGCUCCGCGGCCGCGAGACGCAGCUUGCCACAAAAGAGUUCGGCACAAAAUCUGCAUUUAUCGAUGAGCUGUUCUCCGACGUACCGUGUCUCGUGCAGCCGUUUGUCGCCGAGAUCAUGUCGGAAGGUGAGUACAGCCUGUUCUACGCGAUGCACAAGCUGCCCAAAGCAGGAGACUAUCGAUCUCAAGAGGACUACGGCGCAGCGCACCACAGAGUGGACAUUCACUCACUUCCGUCCGGCCUGUGCGAGUGCGCAACUCGGGCCAUGCAGGCUUUGCCUCUCGACCAGCCACCGCUCUACAGCCGCAUGGACGUGGUCGUCCUGCCCAACAGCAUCAUGGAGCCUUUGGCGCGUGAGGGCUCUUCAACCCACUUCACCGUAGCCGAGGGGAAUCGAGAGCCGCCUGGGUACGCACUCAUGGAGGCAGAGCUGAUCGAGCCCUCGCUUUACUUUAACAUUGCCUCAGAAGGCAUUACGAACUUCGUCGAGGAGUUCAGCAAACGCCACGGCGGAGAAAGCCGGCUGGAGCGAGUCGAGGUCAAUGCAACAGACAAGGUCUCCGACCUGAAGGCUAAAGUGGCCCGAGAGCGUAGCCGCUCUCGGGAUGCGCGCGUUGCCCUGGCAGUGCCCGGGGCACCUGUGGCGUUUGCGGCCCCUCGGGGCCCUGCUGGCGAUGUCCCAGACUGGCUGGCAGAUUUGGUGCCAAAGCCCUCAGGCGUCUUUCCUGGUGCCUCGCUACCAUCCGGGGCGGCAAAGCCGCUUGAGGUCCCUCAAUCGCUGGUGCCGAUGCUGACGGAAUCUUUGAUCCAGAGAAUCUCUGGGGAUUCCGGGGCCAGCAUCAUCCUCCGACAAGAUACGAGGAACUUGGGAUACAGCUUGGUUCUCUUCUCCGGCCCCAACCAGGCCACGCAACAAGCGAGAGAACUGGUGCAGAAAUCCUGCGGGCUCACCACUGGACCAAACAUCACGAAAACGAUCGAGCUCCACACGCAUCAUUCGAGUGCCUUCUAUGCAAUGGAUGAAGCCAUGAAGGACUUCAAGAACAAGGUGGCUGGUCUGUCGAUCAAGCUGAUACCUCCAGAGACUCUGGGCGCUCCCUUCAAGGUCAGUAUCGGCCCUGGUCAGGUCGCCCACGUCUCCACUGCGGAGGCCACGAUCCGGAAGACCUUGCGCGAGGUCGAGCUGGAGCUGCACUACAAGCAGAGGCGAACAGUUCCUCCAGAGCUGAAGCAUGCGAUGAUGUGCAAAAACACGAAGGAUGGCAUCGACUGUCCUAACAAGGCUUGCCCUUUCUGCCAUUCCAUAGAGGAGCUGGAGAUCGCCAGCCGCUGCUGUUUCGAGAACAUCAGCAUCUCGGGACAGGCUUCCUUGGGAAAUGCCACCGUGCAGAGGCCUGCGCCCGUGAAAGCUCCGCCCAUCAUCACUGCCAGAGCGGUCCAAGCCAAGACCAGCGAGAAAGGAGACUCCGAGGAGAGCAGCGCAAAGAAGCCGGACAACGAGACGCAAGCUGGUUGCGACGGCGGCUGGAAAAAGGGCCAGAAGUUGAUCUACUGUGGGAAGAUCCUGGCAGACGAGGCGACCGUCGAGGAGUCCGGCUACCAGAGCUCGGGCUUCAUCGUGGCGAUGGCUACAAAGGCCAAGCCAGCAGCGACGCCGGCCGCAGAGACGCCGGCACCUACUCCCGCGCCUGCGCCCGCCGCGGCCACGCCCGCCCCAGCUCCUGCGCCGACCCCUGCAGCGGCACCUCCGCUGGAUGCAGCAUCCGUGAACAGCCUGUGCGAAAUGGGCUUUCCGCGGGAGGAGGCCACGUGGCUGCAGAGUCUUGAACGCCUGGCGGCCUAG
Messenger RNA from Symbiodinium sp. CCMP2592, 2307 nucleotides. NCBI's taxonomy places the organism in Eukaryota, Dinophyceae, Suessiales, Symbiodiniaceae. The record is from the annotation of a GenBank genome assembly.